GAUUGCGAAGCGCUGUGUAAAACGGCUAAGGUCCAUGGGCGGAGGAUGUCUGAGAAAGCUGUUUUCUGCACAAUACUUUCCCAUUGCAGAUAUGGAUCGUCGCUUUCACUUGUCUCCAUUCUCUCCUCUAAAUUUCCACAGUCGCUUUUUCGACGAUUUCGACUUUGAUCGCGGCUUUAGCAGACCAUAUUGGCACGAUCAAUCGAUGUUGACAGGACACAAGAUCGGCGAGGGCGUUGAUGUUAUCGACAAUGACAAAGAGUACGCAGUUUCUGUCGAUGUGUCGCAAUUCGAGCCGGAAGAAUUG
Cylicostephanus goldi is the source of this 307-nucleotide messenger RNA. NCBI's taxonomy places the organism in Eukaryota, Metazoa, Nematoda, Chromadorea, Rhabditida, Strongylidae. The record is from the annotation of a GenBank genome assembly.